AUGGACGACAAAAAAGCCUCUCAUCUAGACCGGCACGCUACAGGCAACUCAGCAAAUGAGAGAGCGGAGCGCCGUGCAGGGCGGAGUGAGCUGAGCCUCCAGUUUUCAGGUCGACAACAACAAAGCAACAACUCAUCCCUUCGCUGCGCGGAUAUCGGCGACAAUGGCUCUGUAAAUUCUCAACCGUUUGGACCGACAAAGAAGCCGUGCUUGCUUUCGCAACGCACCUUAAGUGCCCUACAAUUUUCCGCAAGAAUGGAGUCUCACAAUGCCUGCCCUAUCCUAUUGUCUGUGGCCCAUCUGUCAGACCCAGCUCACCUACUCCACGACAACCCCCUCGCUCUCUCUCACCCACAGGCUAACCUCAGCCAAUCACAGGGGUGCAGGGGGGAGGUGUCAGAGGAGACGCAGCACUUAAUUGGUGAUGGUCUCACGGACUGGAUGACAGAAGAAGUGGAUUUCUCCUCGUACCUCCCACACCCUCCUUCCCCUCCCUCCUCCACCAAUGCCUCCCUACCUCCUUCACCCCUUCACAAUGAUAUUCAGGUGCCUUCGGACCUGGAGGUCAUGACCUCUCUGCUGCAAGAAGAGCUCGCUCAGCUGGAGGACUACUUCCUGUCAGAACCACUGCCAGAAAAGGGGCCACGGCUGGGAAAAUGCGACAAGGGUCCGACGUCAACGGGUCCACAAGCGUUCAGUCAGCUGCCAUACUCAUCAUAUCCGACGUCCAGCCAAUCAGAGACCAGUCCACUACUUGUUACCCUGGCAACCGGUGAAUUGGACCUGCUGAGCAUCUGUGGCGGGCCCCUCGGACGAUCCAAAAUACCACGACAUGCCCCGUACAGCUGCAGUCGCCCCACUGGAAGCGGGAGAAAGCGGGUGGAUGGGCUGCGAUUCAGUGAAGGCUAUGACACAAGUCUGCUGAAUUCCAAAGGCAGUAACUCAGGGAGCUCCGCCGUCACUUUGACAGGAAGUUACAGCUGCACAGACGACGAACAACUUCUGGGGAAAAGCUACUGUCUGGGCAGUGCCGUCGAGGUCAGGCGAUGUCAGGUUCUACCAAAAGAAGAAAAGAACUGCUGUUUCAGUCAAGAUAUUUUAGGAACGGCAAAGAUUGUCAGUGGUGGAUAUGGUUUUGGUGGAUCAAUCGAAGUCCCACACAAAAAAGAAGAUCUGCUUAUGUACAGCAUGAGAGAAGUAAGCGGAGGAACCGGUAGCAGCGAAGUUCUAAACACCAUCAAGGCAAGUGUGGAAGUGACCAAAGCCACAGUGUCAUGGAAGAGUGAGGGCAGUGAGUGUUAUCUCCCCACUGCUCCGUCUGAGGCCUAUCACAGCUUUUUAGGCAACAUCAACGAGCAGGUCAAAGCAGAGGGCUUACAGAUGGGGCAGCACGAUCCGCACUGCGGCUUCCUUGAAGAGCAGAGCUCUGAGUGUUUCCUAAUGUCCAGAGAGAGUAUGAACCUGGAGGCGUCGGGGCACAGACAGGCGUGCAGGCUGAAGGAGGAUCACUGUCCAGUCAAAUAUGAGGUGGACCUCAUCCCAGUGGAAGGCGGGGAGCGCAAACAGAAGAAACGCGAUCAGAAUAAAACCGCUGCACACAGGUACAGGCAGAGAAAGAGAGCAGAGCUGGAUUCACUGGAGGAGCAGCUGCACUGUUUGGAGGGGAGGAACCGUGAGCUGCGGGACAAGGCUGAAUCUGUGGAGCGAGAGAUCCAAUAUGUCAAAGACCUGCUCAUCGAAGUUUACAAAGCACGCAGCCAGAGGCUCAAACAGGACACUACCGCCUAA
Messenger RNA from Knipowitschia caucasica, 1788 nucleotides. NCBI's taxonomy places the organism in Eukaryota, Metazoa, Chordata, Actinopteri, Gobiiformes, Gobiidae. The record is from the annotation of a GenBank genome assembly.